This is a messenger RNA of Lagopus leucura (white-tailed ptarmigan), 6700 nucleotides long. It is a transcript of the gene ADRA1A, whose product is annotated as adrenoceptor alpha 1A. The coding region runs from base 961 to 2364 and encodes 467 amino acids. Gene Ontology annotation, molecular function: alpha1-adrenergic receptor activity. Gene Ontology annotation, cellular component: membrane. Gene Ontology annotation, biological process: cell-cell signaling; adenylate cyclase-activating adrenergic receptor signaling pathway; regulation of vasoconstriction. The record is from RefSeq and is a predicted model, not a curated record. The transcript has 3 exons. NCBI's taxonomy places the organism in Eukaryota, Metazoa, Chordata, Aves, Galliformes, Phasianidae.
CUGAGUGCUGUGAGUGGUGCUGUGCUGCCAGGGAUGCUGGAGCUGAGCCCCCCCCGGGCACUGGGAUACUGGGAACCAGUGUGAGUCAUCACAAUGCUGGUGGGGAAGGAGAGGAGCAGGGGGUGUGCAGGCAGAGAGUCCCACCUCUGCAUGAAGAGAGGAGGCUGCUGUGCUGUGGGGCUGCCCAUCCCCUUCCAGAUGCUCAGAGCUGCGCCGUCUGCUACAGACUGAGGAGUUGAUCAUCUGAAAGGAGCACAGCAGCCUGCAUCAACAACGUGGCAAACUUCACUCUCCUUCAGAGCCAGAAGUGGAUGAAAACCAACUUCAAGGAGCCCAGCUGCCAGCUGCUUCACACGCAGAGGCUCUGAUCGACCCUCAGACCCUACAGAGCAGUGGUGGCACACAUCUCAAGUGACACUGCAACAGCCUCCACCUGGCCAGGCUUCUGCAAAACCUAUUUGUAAGACAGAGUCAAGGCUAGCAAAAGGUAAUUUAAAGCACGAGUGACUAUUCCUCUUUGGAGAAACCUGGAUUUGAGACCCUAUGGGAUGUUUUUUGCUACUUAAAUAUUCACUCUUCCCAAGGAGACAGAAAUGACUUGCACCUGUGAUUCCAGUACUUCUCAUCACAUUAUCCUGGAAAGCGGGAAAAGCAGCCUCAGUUUUAUGUAGCCUCAUUUCUGCAACCCAGGAACAAUGCAAAAGGGGUUAAAUCUGACUUGCAAACAGUGGAUUUUAGCUGUGCUAGAAUGGUAAAUAUUUGGGAAGAAAAGUAGGCUUUCUACUAUGUUUUUGGAUCCUUCUCAUUACUCCUGGUGCUGCACUGCUGAAACUUUCUUUAAAAAUCUUCCACCCAGCAAAGUCAGGCAAUGUUGCCUGUAGGACAUUCUGAGGACUGAUCCCAUCACUUUUUCUACCUGAAAAGGGCGUGAAGUACAGUAGCCAUUGCCAGUCACUCACCAUGGUUUUCCUCUCUGGGAACUCAUCCGACUGUUCCAACUGCACCCACUCUGCAGGGCCCGUGAACAUUUCCAAGGCCAUUUUGCUGGGUGUUAUCCUAGGGGGGCUGAUCAUUUUUGGGGUUUUGGGUAACAUUCUGGUUAUCCUCUCUGUAGCCUGCCACAGGCAUCUUCAGAGUGUCACCCACUACUAUAUAAUUAAUCUUGCUGUAGCUGACCUCCUCUUGACAUCCACUGUCCUGCCCUUCUCUGCUACUAUGGAGAUUUUGGGCUACUGGGCCUUCGGGAGGAUCUUCUGUAACAUCUGGGCAGCUGUUGAUGUCCUUUGCUGCACUGCUUCCAUUAUGAGCCUCUGCAUCAUCUCGAUAGACAGAUACAUCGGGGUGAGCUACCCACUGCGAUACCCCAGCAUAGUGACAGAGAAGAGAGGCCUCCUGGCUCUGCUGUGCGUGUGGGCGCUGUCUCUGGUCAUCUCCAUUGGACCUCUUUUUGGAUGGAAGGAACCAGCACCCGAAGAUGAGACCAUCUGCCAGAUCACCGAAGAGCCCGGCUACGUGCUGUUCUCCGCGCUGGGCUCCUUCUACCUCCCACUGACCAUCAUCCUGGUGAUGUACUGCCGAGUGUAUGUCGUGGCCAAAAGGGAAAACAAAGGUUUGAGGUCAGGGUUGAAGAUGGAGAAAUCUCGUUCUGAAGCAGUGACCCUACGGAUCCACCGCAAAAAUGCCUCCGAAACGAGCGGGGCCACGGCCAGUUCUAAGAGCAAGCAUCACUUCUCAGUGCGUCUCCUCAAGUUCUCCAGAGAAAAGAAAGCGGCCAAGACCCUGGGAAUUGUAGUGGGAUGCUUUGUUCUGUGCUGGCUUCCAUUUUUUGUAGUCAUGCCUCUUGGUUCUUUCUUUCCUACAAUCAAACCCCCGGACACACUUUUUAAAAUAACAUUUUGGCUUGGAUAUUUAAACAGCUGCAUCAACCCCAUCAUCUAUCCAUGCUCCAGUCAAGAGUUUAAGAAAGCGUUCCAAAAUGUCCUGAGAGCGCAGUGCCUCCCAAGAAAGCAUGCAGCGAAAAAGCAACCCCCAAGCUUCAACCUCAAUCAUCCCAACAGCCAAAGCGUGGGAGGUGGCAGAGGUGUGGUCCGUAUCCCCGUCGGCUCGGGAGAAACCUUCUAUAAGAUUUCCAGAGCCGAUGGGGUCUGUGAAUGGAAGAUUUUCUCUGCCGCGCAAAGCGUGCCGACGAAAAAUGCGAUUCCUAAGGACAAGUCCAGCUGCACUGCUGCCAAAGUGAAAAGCAAAGGCUUCCUCCAGGAGUGCUGCUGUGCGGGCACUGCAGGGAACGCGGUGCAUGAAAACUGCAAAGUGCCAACCAUUAAAUUUCACACCAUGACCCUCAGUGAGAACGGGGAGGAUGUCUAAAGGCUCUGCCAGUGUGAGGCCACUGCCUUUUCAUUGGGAUUAUCCAUUUUGUUGGGGAUUGAAGUUGAUGCUAUAGCAGUUGAAGGAGUUGGGAUGAGGAGUUAGCAUGCUGGAAAAGAGAACCAGGCCUUGUGGGGAGUGAUGGUGGAGUGCUGUUAGCCUGAGGAAAGCCCUUUAAAGACAGUGAAUGGCUUCAGUGGAUGGUGAGCGCCCUCUGCUCUUCGAAGAGACGUGGUUUCCCUGAGAUUUAAAGGCCUUGUUUUCACCACAUUUCCCUCUUUUAAAGUCCGGCUGCUCAGAUUUAGAUGUGAUGUGGGAGCAAGAGCCAACUACAAGGACACCGUACCAAUUUCAGCGUGGAUGCCUGCAGACAGCUCCAAGUUUAGAGCCAAUUCUGUGACUUUUUUUUUUUUUUUUUUUAAUAUAUAGAUGUACAAACAUUGAUACAGCAUCCAGGAGAGCUGAGGUUGGGAGGCUCAGGUCUUGGGACAGUGUUUACAGAUCUCUGCUUACGUUUUGUUAAGGGACUGUGGACGAGAAUGAAUUCCUACCGUGUCUUGCCUCUUUUGUUCAUCUCCUGCUUCGUCUGGGGAGAUCCUACAGCCCCUGCUAAAGAGCAGGCAGCUCUUGGGGUGACACCUUUGGCUGGGCAGUCCCAUUUUGUCCUCAGUGUGUCACAUCCAAGCAUUGCACAGCAAACGCUCCUCUGGCUCUUGCACUGUUUGGAGUGGCUCUGAGUUUCCCUUGGUGCUGAACAUGUCAGUAAGUUGUACAGCCAAGAGAAACUUGAUCCCAGUGGUGCACUCCUCUUAGCUCCAGAGACAAGAACUUUUCUGUUUUACACAACCAAUCUCCCCCAAAUCCCCUGAUUGAAAUGAAAAUCUGCAUGCAUCCUAGGUGUGUUUGAAAGGUUUCUGCACUUUGAUGUCUGAUAAAAUUCAAAAGGAGGUAAGACAUCUUCAAACAAGGCUUGAACAGGUCUCUUCUAUUCAUCCGUUUGUCUCCCUUCUUCCAAGUUUAGCAGAAAACACCUGAAACCUCAGAAACUCCUGGCCCAGGUGCUUUCCCCAGUCACACCUUCAGGUACUGCUGUGCCACAGUCACUGGAAAAGCUGGAUGUCCCAUGGUCCCUUUGCCCAGCAUUAUGCUACAUCCCUCUGCAGUGCAAAGUACCCUAAGCCUUCCAACCCCACGUACCAUGAGGUCAGGAAAGUUAUCCUACUUCAGAGCAGUGAGAGCUAAACCCAGUAACUAACUUAAGGCCAUACAUCCUCAUGAGAAUGGCCCCUUCCUAUGGGAAUUUGGGUGAAAAACAUUUGGGAGCCUGGUAUAUUUUAAUGCAGCUAAUCUAAACAAAUAAAUAAAUAAAGGGGGCUGCUCAGCAUCUGGAAAAAAAUACAGAGGAAUUCUCUGUGCAGUAUUAGAAAUAGGCAGCUCUUGACAUGCCUCCUCCUGAGCCUGCCAACUGAAAAAUGCAGCUUCCUUGAAACAACACAUGAGCCUCCACUCAUGUCUCAGCAUCAGCUCCUGAGACGUGCAGGAUAUGCACUGGUUUGAAAAGGAAAAAGGCUUAAGAUCAGCGUUUUCAGGAUGGGACCUUGGAAGGACAAUCCUGGUAAUCUUGAUGAGGAAUCACUCUUUGUUCAUCUCUCAUUCUGUAUGGUCUCCAGCAUCAAGACAGUAUUUGUUCUCUCAUUGAAAUGCUGGGUCAGAGAGUUACAGAAUGUCCCAAGCAGGUUAAAAUUAGAGAAAACUUCAAUUCCAGUCCUUAUUGUCAGGCUCUUAUUUACUUCCAAAAACGUGUACUUGCAGGUAGCAUAUCUGUAGCAUUGUCCCAUUUUUAUUUAAAAUAAGAAAUCCACUCCACCCUUUGAGCUUUUCCUCAGGUUUUCAAUGAUUGGAAACCAGGAGUGCUAAAAUACCAUGAAUAAAUAUUCUCAUGGUAUUUCAAGCCAAGACCAGAAGCAGAAAAGCUGGAAAUCUCAUAAGAAAGUCAUAUGAGACUCCAAGCCAAGGUUCUUGGUCUCAUGGGGUUCAAAUACGUGGGACACUCACUUGAAUAAAACCUGAACUCUGAAACACUGAAAAAACACCCAUUAAAUGGAGCUGAACUACUCAGACUGAGUAUCUCCACUGCAGCCAGGUUCUGCCCCAUUUGGACGGAUACCUGCUGUGUAACUCAGACCAAAGGGUCAUUGUGCCCUCUCUCCUUUGGAGUUGUGAGAAUUCCGACCUUAGGUUUGUUGUAGGUUCCGCAGUGUCAGGCGUGGGGUUGUUGUGGAGGUACAGGUAGGUUGGAGCAAAUGGGUUUGGUCAUUGAAUUUCAGAGCAACACAGUUGGAAUCUGCAGUGAGUAUAAAGCAUGCUGGUGGCAAUGUCUACGUGGACAGGUCUAUGUAGCAUCGUGCUUCAAAGAGGCAGAGGUUAGGAUAACAAAGUGGGAGGUGGUCAGAUCACAGUGUCACGACUUUCAUUAAACUGUAGAAUCAUUAAGGUUGGAGAAGACCACUAAGAUCAUCUAGUCUAAUCAUCGACCCAUCUCCACCAUGCCCCCUUAAGCCACAUCCACUGGACCGCAUUGAUCCAUUAAUCAACGCGUCCCAACUGGAAUCAGAGAGCAUCCUGCUGUCCACCAUUGUGGACACUGCUGUCGCGUUUCCCACCAUCCACACUCAUUCAGAUCAACAUUCUGUUUUUGGAUUUUCACAUGCUCUCUAAGAUUAUUCAGGUCUCAAAUUUUCUAAGGUUUUCCCGUUGUCCAAAAAAAUGCCUCCGUGUUUUUUCUCUGCCAAGUCCAAGGAGAAAUUACACAUUGUGUAAAGUGAUAUUUUCCUUUGCCAGGCUUCUGUGGCAUUGGAAGGAGGAAAGGCUGAGUUCAGAAUAUUUCUUGUUCUUCUGCUCGGAGUCAGCAGACAGAUUUCACAAAGUUCUUCAGUCUUGCAAAAUGCCCUGCUUGACUCCUUGUGUUUUCCGAGGGUUAACGAUGGCUGGAGCAUCAUGUACAAGCUGUGGUCAGCUAGGAAAGUUCUUAACACCAUGCAGAAGUGGAAGGUCCUAGCUAUGCCCAGAAGUCAACUAACACAUUCUGUAAAUGAAUUUAUCCACUAUUUCUUGCCUAAUUGCAACGAGACUCCCAGGGAGAAGGGUAAGCUCUCUGGCCAGACUAAUCCUUUCUUUCCCCCACUACAUCUUAUAACCUAGACCUUUCCCAGCUACGAAAGGGAGCUAAUCCAAAACAUCAUCAACUACUUUUUGAAGGUAUUCACAAGCAAACGGUUUAAUGUAUGACAGCAUUAUGGAAAUCCAAGGCACUACAAGAGCGUUUGUCGUGCGUUAAAACAAAGAUCUCCCUCCACCUAGCUUGAUAAAUGUAAUUGAAUCACUUCUUUCCCAGGAGGAGGUUAUAAUGUUUGUAUUUGAGAUUCAAGUAAAAUGUCACGCAUUCUAGGCAGAGUGUACUGCAUAUUUCUCAUACUGGCAGAGCAGGGGAAAAAUAGCUACGGGGAAAUGAAUUGCUAAAAAGAAAGGCUGGUUAUUGCAAGCAAAUAUCGGAAAUAACAUGUCUUUUAGUUGCAUGACAUGCUCAGAGUUAAUGCGGAUUACUGUCUGUUAUACCAAGCUCAAAUCCAAGCUGAAAAACAUCCUCUGCUUCAGCAUCACAACACUUCUAGGUCGUUUUCAGAGCCAGAAUGUCCAAGGGUUUACACCGGAAGGCAGAACUGAUUUUCCAUUACUCAGUGUGUCAGACCAAAGGACAAGAGCUUCUUGUAUUGACCUGCACUGCAACUGUCAAAACUUGGCCCUUCUUCUGAAGAAACAAGGAAAAAACACCUUAAAUCUAGUCUGCAUCAGAUUUCCCUUUAGAAAGCAGCUCCACUCUGCUAAUAACCACAGCAUCAUUAGUCUGUGGUACAAUGAAAACGUGCUGAAUAUCGUUAAGUGCUCAGUUGUAUUUAUCUUACAACUGUGGGAAUUGUACGCAAGCCGGGGCCGUUAUUUUGUUGUUGUUGUUUGGAUGGUUUUUUGUUGUUUUUUUUUUUUUUUGCUUAGACAGCCUUUGGCUGAAAAAGUAUUUUAUUUUUCCUUCUGUCUGCAGCAGCACUUGGCCUGCAUGUCAUUCGCGUUUGGCUGCCAGUGGUUUCUACGGACAUUUCUUGAAAUGGGCACUGCAUUUUCUGAACAUGGUAUUCCAGUGUCACUGGGGUUUGUACAUGCUGUUUUUAUAGACUCGUUAUGAUGCCCCUUGUUCAAACAGUCGUACUGGUCAUUUCCUUGAACAAAAUGAAUGUAUGUGAAAUAUCGCUUGGUGAACAAAUAAAUUAUUGGGGGGAAUGUG